AUGGCGUUGGCCUUCCUCGGUCGCGCACGUUUUCGGCAUCAAGACUGGUUAGACGACAACGACGGCGCCAUUAGCAACCUGCUCGCCGAGAACAACCGCCUGCACAAAGCCUACGUCGACCGCCUCACCGACGACAACAGAGCUGCUUUCUACCAUAAUCGUCGCCUCGUUCAACAGCGACUGUGUGAGAUGCAGGACACCUGGACGGCUCGCAGGGCUGAGGAGAUCCAAGGGUACGCGCACCUCAACGAAUGGAAGAACUUCUUCGCUGCGCUCGAAGCUGUCUACGGUCCGCCAACCAAAGGCACUACUCCUCUCCUCAGCGCCGACGGCAGUACCCUAAUCACCGAAAAGACACAAAUAUUACAGAGUUGGGCCGAACACUUCCGAGACGUCCUCAACCGCCCUUCCACCACCACCUCCGACGCCGCCAUCGUCGGCCUGGACCUCCCGCCCUCCCACCACGAAACCAUGAGGGCCGUGCAGCAGCCCUCCAGAGGGAAAGCACCCGGAACGUAUUCGAUCCCUGUUGAGGUCUACAAGCACGGCGCCCCCAACUCAUAG
This is a messenger RNA of Spirometra erinaceieuropaei, 564 nucleotides long. NCBI's taxonomy places the organism in Eukaryota, Metazoa, Platyhelminthes, Cestoda, Diphyllobothriidea, Diphyllobothriidae. The record is from the annotation of a GenBank genome assembly.